AUGUCCAGAAAUGUAGAAAUUAGGAAAAAUGCUCCAAGGGACUCUGAAGACUCACUAUCCUCAGACAUUACAUUUCAUCGAACAGACGGUCCACAGGAAAAUCCGUUCUUAGGAAAAGAUGAAUUUGAGGAUAUCUUUGGUGCUGAAAGUCAGUUUGUUUCUUCUUCUGGACAAGAUUUAAGGAAUCCAUUUUUGAGCGAUGACAGACCAGGUCGCAUGGAUCAAGUAAAUGAUCCUAACAACGCUUACGUUAGAGCAACAGGUGCUGAUGUGCGAAAAAUUGAGAUUCCUUUGCGUAAUUUCGCAGAUCCCAUUCAAAACGAAGACUAUAUACAUGAACGACGACAUGGCUUUUUCGAACGACUGAAAUCUCUAAAGCGGGUAUUCAAGAAGAAAGAAAAGCCUAUAGAUCCAAAAGAAUUGGGACCUAGAAUCAUUACUUUAAAUGACUAUACUGCCAACCAUUUCUUAAACAAUAUCGUCUCCACUUGCAAGUACAAUGCAGUCAGUUUCCUUCCAAAGUUUUUACGAGAGCAGUUUUCCAAAUACUCGAAUUUGUUCUUUUUGUUCACUGCUGUUAUCCAGCAAAUCCCAGGAAUCACACCCAUGAACCGUUAUACAACAAUCGCUCCCAUGCUUGUUGUUUUGUCUUUAUCCGGAGUAAAAGAAGUUAUGGAAGACAUAAAACGAAAGAACCAAGAUGAAGAAAUGAACACCUCUGUUUCUCAUGUUAUGCAAGGUACUGGUUUUGUCGAAAAGCAAUGGAGAGAAGUCCAAGUUGGUGAUAUUGUGAAGGUCGUCUCCGAAACCUUCUUUCCGGCUGAUCUCAUCUUGCUAUCUUCUUCCGAACCAGAAGGCCUUUGUUACAUUGAAACCGCUAAUCUUGAUGGUGAAACAAACCUCAAAGUAAAACAGGCACUGCCUGAAACAUCUAAUUUGUUGAAGCCAAUUGAACUGAGUCAAUUGGAAGGUACAGUCAAGUCUGAGCAACCAAACAAUAGUCUGUAUACAUACGAUGCAACUUUAAAACUUCUUCCCAAUGAUCGUGAGUUACCCUUGGGUCCAGAACAGUUAUUGCUUCGUGGUGCUCAACUUCGUAAUACGCACUGGGUUUACGGUGUAGUUGUUUUCACCGGACAUGAAACAAAACUCAUGAAAAACACAACAGAAACUCCCAUUAAACGCACUGCUGUCGAAAAGCAAGUCAAUACACAGAUUCUCUACCUUCUAUUUAUUUUUGUCUUUCUUUGCUUUUGUUCUUCGCUUGGUUCUCUUAUUCAACGAUCUGUUUACGGCUCCGCUUUUUCAUACCUGCUUAUCACUACUUCACGAGGAGGUGAGUUCUUCAAACAGCUUCUGACAUUUUGGAUUUUGUACUCCAACCUCGUCCCUAUUUCUCUAUUUGUCACUUUUGAAUUGGUCCGUUAUGUACAAGCUCAACUUAUUAGCAGCGACCUUGAUAUGUACAACGAAGAAACAGAUGUACCCGCUGCAUGCCGUACAUCUUCUUUGGUCGAAGAAUUGGGUCAGGUUGGUUAUAUUUUCAGUGAUAAAACAGGUACGUUGACACGUAACCAAAUGGACUUCCGUCAAUGCUCUAUCGCUGGAUUAGCUUAUGCCGACGUUGUACCUGAAGACCGCCAGUACUCAGAAGAGUUGGAUCCCGACAUGAUAAUAUACGACUUUUCGACAUUGAAGAAAAACCUUGAUUCCAGCAAUGGCGAUUUGAUUCAUCACUUUCUGUUGGUACUCUCAAUUUGUCAGACUGUUAUUCCUGAGUUUGAUGAAACAUCCAAUUCAAUGAAGUACCAGGCUUCAUCUCCUGAUGAAGGCGCAUUAGUGAAAGGAGCCGUGAGCAUCGGUUACGAAUUCAUAGCUAGAAAGCCACGAUAUGUUACAGUUAGAUUGUUUGAUAAGGAAGAAACUUACGAACUACUCAACAUUUGCGAAUUUAAUUCCACAAGAAAGAGAAUGUCUAUUGUUUUCCGUUGUCCCGAUGGAAAAAUCAGACUCUAUAUUAAAGGUGCUGAUACUGUCAUUCUUGACAGACUUGUUGGCGAUUGUCCGUAUCUUACAACCACAAUUCAUCAUCUAGAGGAUUACGCAACUGUUGGCUUGCGAACUUUAUGUAUAGCUAUGAGAGAAAUCUCUGAUUAUGAUUAUCAAAGAUGGGCGACUAUUUACGAAGCAGCAUCAACAAGUUUGGUGGACAGAGCCCAGAAACUAAUGGAUGCUGCAGAGAUGAUUGAGAAAGAUUUAACACUUCUUGGAGCUACAGCUAUUGAGGACAGGUUACAGGAUGGUGUGCCUGAUACGAUCUCAACACUUCAAACCGCUGGCAUAAAGAUUUGGGUCUUAACAGGAGACAGACAAGAAACCGCAAUCAAUAUCGGAAUGAGCUGUAAGCUUAUUGAUGAGGACAUGGGCCUAGUAAUUGUAAAUGAGCAGACAAAGGAAGCUACAGCUGAAAGCAUUAUGUCAAAACUAUCUUCUAUAUACAGAAAUGAGCAUAAUAGUGGAAAUAUAGAGUCAAUGGCUUUAAUUAUCGAUGGUGUUUCCCUUACUUUUGCUUUGGAACGUUCACUUGAGCGACGCUUCUUCGAACUCGCCUCCUUAUGCCGUGCCGUUAUAUGUUGUCGAGUUUCUCCAUUGCAGAAAGCGCUAGUAGUAAAAAUGGUAAAGCGAAACACGGAUUCUAUUUUAUUAGCCAUUGGUGAUGGUGCUAACGAUGUUCCUAUGAUUCAAGCUGCCAAUAUCGGUGUCGGAAUAAGUGGAAUGGAAGGUCUACAAGCUGUCAGAAGUUCAGAUUUCUCUAUUUCUCAGUUCUGUUAUUUGAGAAAGUUAUUGUUGGUCCAUGGAUCAUGGUGCUACCAACGCCUUAGCAAGCUAAUCCUGUUUUCGUUUUACAAGAACGUAGCUCUCUAUAUGACUCAAUUUUGGUUUGCCUUUUGUAAUGCUUUUUCUGGACAAGUUACAUACGAGUCUUGGUCAAUUUCUUUAUACAAUGUCCUUUUUACAGUGCUCCCUCCAAUUGUUAUAGGAAUUUUUGAUCAAUAUGUAAGCGCAAGCCAGCUAUAUCAAUAUCCCCAACUCUAUCAACUAGGACAGCGUGGCGAGUUUUUCAAUUUAAAGCGAUUUUGGGCAUGGAUUGCGAACGGGUUCUAUCAUUCAUUACUUUUAUUCUUAUGUUCAAUUGCUGUUUUCGACUCUGAUGGCCCUAAUUCUAAUGGUCCCACUUCUGGUCAUUGGGUUUGGGGUACUACUCUCUAUGCAAUGAUUCUAGCUACCGUUUUAGGUAAAGCCGCUCUCAUCAGUAAUCAUUGGACUUAUUACAUGGUUAUCGCUACUUUAGGGUCUUUUGUCUUUUGGUUGGUAUUCAUGCCGAUCUAUGCUGUGGUUGCCCCAGCCAUUGGUUUUUCAAAGGAAUUCAAGGGAAUCAUACCUUACCUGCAUGGAAAUUUAAAAUUUUGGGCUUCAUUAUUUGUAUUUCCUACAUUUGCCUUGAUGCGUGAUUUCGUUUGGAAAUAUUCAUCGAGAAUGUAUUACCCCGAAGAAUACCAUUAUGUCCAAGAGAUACAAAAGUAUAAUAUAACAGAUUAUAGGCCGCGAAUGAUUGGAUUUCACAAGGCUAUCCGCAAGAUUCGGCAGAUGCAAAGAAUGCGCAAACAAAGAGGAUAUGCUUUUUCACAGGGAGAGGAAGAUCAAUCCCGUAUUCUCGAUGCCUACGAUACGACCCAUGUCCGUGGUGCUUACGGAGAAAUGCGCUAG
Molecule: messenger RNA, 3768 nt
Organism: Schizosaccharomyces osmophilus
Lineage: Eukaryota; Fungi; Ascomycota; Schizosaccharomycetes; Schizosaccharomycetales; Schizosaccharomycetaceae
Product: P-type ATPase
Exons: 1
Coding region: 1-3768 (1255 amino acids)
Biological process (GO): endocytic recycling; intracellular protein transport; post-Golgi vesicle-mediated transport
Cellular component (GO): plasma membrane
Molecular function (GO): magnesium ion binding; ATPase-coupled intramembrane lipid carrier activity; ATP binding
Source: RefSeq, a predicted model, not a curated record